AUGAAUAUGUCACCAGAUGGAACUACGUUAGAAGUGGAUGGCCAAUAUCUUGACCAGCUUUUCGCUGUUAGGGAUAGAUUCCAUGACCGCGUUGAAGGAAAUGCUCAAAUAGACCACGAUGACGGCAGAAGCUACAACGUUCAUUUGUAUGCCAAUGUCGCGUUUCGAAUGGUCGACAACACCGAUGGAGUAUCAUGUUGCAUAUUCACUACUUUAAAAUACCGGCCAAGAGAGAGUGAAGGUCAAUUUAGUUCAUGUACAAUUUCGUCGGAAACUCCACACCAUCGCUUGAUCAGGCUUCCCAGUGCAGGUGGGGUACGAGCUGCGGUUUUAUCUGAAGAAGAAAUCCCAAUGUUCUUACUCGAGGACUUCCUUGCGCGUAGUUUUUAUGUUCGAUUUCCAUAG
Molecule: messenger RNA, 405 nt
Organism: Melampsora larici-populina 98AG31
Lineage: Eukaryota; Fungi; Basidiomycota; Pucciniomycetes; Pucciniales; Melampsoraceae
Exons: 4
Coding region: 1-405 (134 amino acids)
Source: RefSeq, a predicted model, not a curated record